This is a messenger RNA of Prunus persica (peach), 822 nucleotides long. RefSeq lists its product as uncharacterized. The record is from RefSeq and is a predicted model, not a curated record. Gene Ontology annotation, cellular component: mitochondrial inner membrane peptidase complex. NCBI's taxonomy places the organism in Eukaryota, Viridiplantae, Streptophyta, Magnoliopsida, Rosales, Rosaceae. Gene Ontology annotation, molecular function: serine-type endopeptidase activity. The transcript is spliced from 2 exons. The coding region runs from base 64 to 543 and encodes 159 amino acids.
UGCAUGGAUUUGAAAUAAAUGGAUUUGAAAUCCAAAUGCUUCCAUCCAACCGGGCCCUAACUUAUGGUAGGUGUCAUGUUAACGUAUAUACUUGUUAUCCAUCUCAAAGAUUAUACGACUUCCCUCUCUCUCCCCCAAUUUUCUGUAUAUGCUCUGUACUCUCCCAUGGCGUCGAGAUACAUAAGGGAGUUUUUGGCUUUGGAGGCAUUUAAAAACGCAGGGAGAGACGUAAGCGACAUCCUUCCACGACUAGUAAAGUUCCUCUACUGCCUCCAAGUCACCAAGACACACCUGUUCACCGUCACUCUGUCCUACAGUCCCAACAUGCUCCUAACCCUUGGCCUGCCCGGUAAUUUGUGCUUGGCUGAAUGCAUCUCAACCCAGUUCAACAAACUGGGUGUUGGGGACAUUGUACUCGUACAGUCCCCUGAGGUUCCUUGGAAGUUCAUGACCAAGCGCUUGAUAGCCAUGGAAGGCCAGUCUGUUACAUAUGUUGUCGACCCUAAGAACAGUGACAAGUCUGAGACUAUUGUGGUAUGUUAAUGUUCCACUUCAAGCUUGUAGUGUUGGUUUUGUUUUGGGCUCUGGGUUUUUGGGUUUGAAAGUUUGCGUUUUUGAUGUUUUGGGAUUUAGGAGAUUAUACUGUUGUUGUUGUUGGUGGUGCUACUAGGUUCCUAAAGGGCAUGUUUGGAUAGAGGGAGACAACAUCUUAUUGAGCAUGCGCACUGUUAGUUCCUUGUAUGUAAUUACAGAAUCUUGUUGUAGUAGGGAAUUAGAAGCUUGUUUGUAGAAUGAUAUUUUUCUAUCAAGAAAAGUGGUUCA